Messenger RNA from Cyprinodon variegatus (sheepshead minnow), 1363 nucleotides. Its product is annotated as androgen receptor-like. The record is from RefSeq and is a predicted model, not a curated record. The coding region runs from base 252 to 485 and encodes 77 amino acids. Lineage: Eukaryota; Metazoa; Chordata; Actinopteri; Cyprinodontiformes; Cyprinodontidae. The transcript has 2 exons.
UUAUGUGUGGGUAUGCUGGUCUGACAGGAUCUGGAAUUUCCCACUAAUGCCUAAAAACUAAACAGUUUUUAAAUGAGUUCCACCUGUUCCACCACUAGGGGGAGCAGCUGGACCACGUUCCUCCUGAGGAAGGUGGAGAACUUGAGUGAAAACAAUUAACUGCCAGAAGACAAACUCCUUUGAGGUCAUUGAUCGGGGUGUAACCCGGAGAGGAUCAGAUCUCUCCUACAGAGGGAGGUUUUGUCCCUUAAAUGCUCCACUAUGUGUGUCAUGAGCUGGAGAGCAGCCAGGGAGGAGGCAGAGGAGCAGAACUGAUGAAGGUUGUGAGAAAGCUGCAUCAGUUCACCUAUGACCUCUUCAUCCAAGCCAAGUCUCUGCACAUGCAGGUCAACUUCCCAGAAAUGAUUUCCGAAAUUGUCAGCGUUCACGUGCCCAAGAUCCUCUCAGGCAUGGUCAAGCCCAUCCUUUUCCACAACGCCACCUAAAGGUUCCGGUUUCCGUGGAGUGAAUCUGGACCACCUUUGGUGGCGCUGGAUACGGACCCUGACGCAUGCAGGGAAUGGAGCAUUCUUCCAGCAUUUUGUAAUCCAGUAACGUCCGCUCUGCUCCUUUCUUUCUGCCCGCUCACUGCAUCACACACAUCACAUGUUUGGGUUUUUUUUGGGGGGGGGGGGCUGAUCACAACACUUGCAUGCAUUCCUGCACUAAAGCCAACCAAGCUGAGCAUGUAAAACUUCUCCAGCUGAAAGAGGAAGCCAGCGCCGUAGUGAGAAAACAUGUUUGUAGAGUUCUCAUCCCCAACGAGCUUUUUGUUUCUGUGUGCUACAGUACGACAUUUGAACUAGCUUCUCUCCACAAUCAAUCUUAUUGUCUUCACCUGAGAGGAGUAGAAAAAAACCUGCUUGAUUGACAGUUAAUAAUAAGGCAGUUGUGCCUUGCAUGCUAAGAGGAAGAGCUAUCUCACCCCAAGGCUUUUAAAAACAUUUUUUCAAAGCUGUCCUCAUGUCUUAAAAAAGACACACACAAAAAAAAUAGUUUGAUGUUUUGUUCAGUCUGUUGAAAUAAACACCUUUAAAGUGCAAGUGACUGCAGCAAAGCUGAAAUCAAGUGUAUAUUUAUGAAAAAUAAAAGAUGCUCAAGAUGCAAGAAGAAAAGGAUCGGACAUGAAAAGUCGCCUCGACGCGUUUGUCGCUCGACUUUCUAAAGAAAUCCGCUUUUUUCUGGGUGCCAAACACUGUUUCCGUCAAACUUUUCAUACUGCUGUGGAACUUUUCUACCAUUUCUUAAAAGUCUUCUUUGCAAACGCUUUCUGGUGUGUCGUCGUGUGUUUAUUGUAGCUUCAAUGAUAAUAAAUGUCCAGCAA